Messenger RNA from Ambispora leptoticha, 306 nucleotides. Lineage: Eukaryota; Fungi; Glomeromycota; Glomeromycetes; Archaeosporales; Ambisporaceae. The record is from the annotation of a GenBank genome assembly.
AUGCUAUGCUAUACCUUCUACGAGUGUCUGCGCGAACUGAAUAGUUCGGAUUCACAGGAUUCAGAACAGUUACCAAUAAAAAGAAAUGAGUACGUUUCACGAAUCACUUUAACCUUAAAGCAAAUAGAAGUGUUUGUGAGUGAGUUACCUGGAGUGAAUCAGACGGAGAGUCAACAGCUUGAAGCGUUAGCUGACCUCGAAAAAGAGAUGCAAAAAGCAAACAAAGAAUAUUUGGAGGCAAUCGAAGAAGCAGAAAACUUGAUGAAACAGGUGAAGCAGGCUAUUCAAGCCAUAUUCGCAGAUCAA